AUGGCUUACGAAUCUUCUGCAACUCGAGAGCUCCUCUUGGAGUCGCUCAAGGGAAUGACCCUUGCUAUUCCAGAUCUGAAAGCCAUGAUUGCGCACUGGCCUGCGAGUGUCAACUUGCAUAAGAACUUGUUGAGGGACGAAGUGCAUGAAAGGUUCGAAAGAUUGUUUCCACCAGGCAAACGAUUGCAGAAGAUGAAGCUCGCAGAUGCAGCAUUGUUUGGCUCAUCUUGGUGGCCAUAUGCUUCGUUUGAAGAUCUUUGCGUGGUCACGCAUCUCUCGACAUGGCUCUUUGCCUGGGACGAUGAGCUCGACUCCGCGGAAUAUUCGAAUCUGAUCAAUGAUAUGGACCAAGCAACGACCUUUCGAGAAUACACAAUCCGGUACAUCCGGGCAUGUCUCAAUCAGGAUUAUGGUGAGCCCAUCGCCUUAGACAGCCCCAUAAUCACAGACAUAACGCGUGUCUGCGAAGCGGUGCGGCAGGGAUACCCACCAGAGAAAACACAAAUAUUCCUUAAUGAGCUGGUCUACUUUGUUGAGUCGUGCCAGCUCGAGCAGCAGAACCAAGUCGAAGGCCAUUUGCCAACAGCCCAGGAGUAUCUUCAGCGUCGCAUGGGCUCGGGAGCGGUUCGCGUAUGUCUGGCACUAUCGGAAUUUGCUUGCAGAAUAGUACUUCCAAGCGAGAUCAUGGCAGAUCCAGACAUGACUACCAUCUGGGACGCCACAAACAUCGUCAUAUGCAUUAUGAACGACAUUCUUUCCUUCAAGAAAGAACUCGCCCAAGGCCAGGUCGACUCCAUUCUACCGGUACUUUUCGCGGAGCAUGGCUCCAUGGAUACAGCUAUGAGCAUUGCAGCGAGCCUCAUUGUACAGUCCAUCCGGAGCGUAGAUGAUGCAGCCGAGCGACUUCUCCAGCGGCACGGGGAAGACUUGAUCCUCCGACGGGAUCUGGGAGAUUUCAUUGACAGCUGCAAAUAUGCUUGUACAGGGAACCUGAAUUGGAGCCUUGUGUCUGGUCGGUUCCAAAUUUGUCAGACGACGACAACGGACGGAAUUCUUGUGACGCUUGCGAGUUAG
Molecule: messenger RNA, 1074 nt
Organism: Macroventuria anomochaeta
Lineage: Eukaryota; Fungi; Ascomycota; Dothideomycetes; Pleosporales; Didymellaceae
Product: terpenoid synthase
Exons: 4
Coding region: 1-1074 (357 amino acids)
Source: RefSeq, a predicted model, not a curated record